This is a messenger RNA of Trichosurus vulpecula (common brushtail), 438 nucleotides long. Its product is annotated as phospholipase A2 homolog otoconin-22-like. Bases 1 to 438 code for a protein of 145 amino acids. Gene Ontology annotation, biological process: arachidonate secretion; phospholipid metabolic process; lipid catabolic process. The transcript is spliced from 4 exons. Gene Ontology annotation, molecular function: calcium ion binding; phospholipid binding. The record is from RefSeq and is a predicted model, not a curated record. NCBI's taxonomy places the organism in Eukaryota, Metazoa, Chordata, Mammalia, Diprotodontia, Phalangeridae.
AUGGCUCCCACUUUUCUUCGCCUGCUGGUCCUGGCCUUGGCGCUGUCCCAGGGGAGCUGCACGGAAGCCCAGCUGGAUGAACUGAUCAGACUGCACACUUUCACACAUGGGCUGGCCAACUUUAGCAACUAUGGCUGUCAUUGUGGCCCUGGCACCCAGGGUGCCCCCAUGGACAAGAUUGACAAGUGUUGUCACAGUCAUGACUGCUGUUACAAUAAAGCAGAGGUGUUUGGCUGCACCCCUGGCUCUCACACCUACAGAUACCUUAACCUGGGGACCAAGGUGAAGUGUGUGAAGACUCGGGACCGCUGUGAGAAAAUGGCGUGUGAGUGUGAUAACAAGAUGGCCAAAUGUUUCCGAAAAUACCUGCCCAUGUACAACCCUCGACUCCAGAGCUUCCCAGAAGCCCCCUGCUAUGGUCCCCGGCCCUUCUGCUGA